This is a messenger RNA of Cryphonectria parasitica EP155, 447 nucleotides long. RefSeq lists its product as uncharacterized. The transcript has 2 exons. The record is from RefSeq and is a predicted model, not a curated record. The coding region runs from base 1 to 447 and encodes 148 amino acids. Lineage: Eukaryota; Fungi; Ascomycota; Sordariomycetes; Diaporthales; Cryphonectriaceae.
AUGCCUGUGACGCAGUCCCUCGACAAGGACCUUGAGCUGAUCGAGCUCUGGGGUGGAGCCGCCAAAGAUGCCUGCUUGGCCGAAUUCAUCACAGGUGUGGCGUCUAUCCUCUGGUCCUUAAAGGGCACCUGUGGCCCCGAGCGUGACCCCAAGCGCAUGAGGAUCUGGAGCCUGAUUCAACAGCUUCAGUGUAGUGUCUUCAAGGACCCCCCUUACGACCAGAAGGUGGCCAACCAGAUCCGUAUCUGGCUGAAUGAUCACUUGAACGUCGAGGGAAUCGACCUGACUCUCGACUUUGAGCGGCUUCUGUUCACAACGAAAAAAGAGGCGGAGGCCAUCAAGCAGCACGUGGCUAGAAUCAAGGAGGCCCAGGAGGAGCAGCGCAAGAGAGAGGGAUGGGUUGUGAUCGAGAGGGAGGACGCUGUUGAGGAGUGGGAUUUGGUCUGA